AUGGCUAGUAGUAAAGGGGGUUCAUUGUUAAUCGUAACAUUACAUUUCGUCUUCCCAAAGAGAAGACAUUUAGUGGAGGAUGCCACUUGGCCGCAUUUUACACUUCUUGGCCAGAGUCUUGGGUCCAUGUUCCUCACUUGGGAAGCUUUAUCCCAAGUCAUUCCAGACUUAUACAUUGACAGCAUGGGUUACGCUUUCACAUUCUACAUAGCUGCAUGGAUCACUAAGGGGUCCAUACCUAUGGAUUACGGAUAUGCUGGCCCGUGUGAAGGCCAGAAAGGCGGGUCAUACCAACUGCAGAGAUGUCGCAGGCUCGUUGGUAUUGAGCCGUGGGAAGAUGUGGUAUUACCGUUUCCUAAUAUAUCACUACUCCUUGGCGCUCUCCCGCCCUUUAUUAUGGCAAACUCCAGCUGGACAAAGAAUCAUGUCGAUGCAAUACUCUUGCACUCUGACCCCGUCAUGAACUCAAAGAAACUCCACGCCAAUUCAGCAAGCAAGAAACCAGAAGCCAAGAUUGUCUACCUGCCAUGUGAUACCCGCGAGAUGGCACAACUCCCAUUGGACGAGAGGGAAAGAAUCAUUCUGAGUAUCGCACAAUUCAGGCAUCCUACAAUCAUCGAACUUGACCCAGUCUCAUUUAGCGGAUGCUGA
Messenger RNA from Suillus discolor, 651 nucleotides. RefSeq lists its product as uncharacterized. Lineage: Eukaryota; Fungi; Basidiomycota; Agaricomycetes; Boletales; Suillaceae. Gene Ontology annotation, cellular component: endoplasmic reticulum membrane. The record is from RefSeq and is a predicted model, not a curated record. Gene Ontology annotation, molecular function: GDP-Man:Man(3)GlcNAc(2)-PP-Dol alpha-1,2-mannosyltransferase activity. The transcript has 6 exons. Gene Ontology annotation, biological process: protein N-linked glycosylation. Bases 1 to 651 code for a protein of 216 amino acids.